AUGGGUAAAAAAUCAGUAGCAUCAGUUAAUAAAAGCAAAGAAAAACGCCAAGCGCGAAAGUUAGAACAGCGCCGCAUUGCCGAUGGCAUGUCUUAUGUUACCUCUGCAAACAAGUUAAAAGAGUUGGCUCCUUUGUGCAAAGAACUACUCGUCUAUAGGAACAAGGACUUAGAAAUAGAUAUGUACAUACAGAAAGUAACUGAACUUGACAAAAAAGUAUUAGAUUGGGCCAUAGACCUCACGGAGCGAAAUAUGAAAAACUUGUAUGAGACCUGUGCAUGGGGUUGGAAUAAGGAUGAUAAAGUUGAACAGAUGAUGGACGACUCAGCAUGGUACCUAAUAGCUAAAGAUAAAAAUGACAAACUUCAAGCAUUCUCUCAUUUCCGUUUUGACAUGGAUUUUGGUGACCCAGUUCUGUAUUGUUACGAGUUGCAAAUCGAGGCGGGUGGGCGGCGGCGCGGCCUGGGGCAGCGCGUGAUGGGCGUGCUCGAGCGGCUUGCAGCGGCCACGCGCAUGCGUUGCGUGCGCCUCACCGCGCUCACGCACAACCCUUCCGCCUCUGCCUUCUUCAGGGCUUGCGGGUAUAUUCUAGAUGAAACCAGUCCACCUAAAGAAGAAAUUUCACACUACGAAAUCCUGAGUAAAGCUAUUGAAGCCAUGGACGAAGACAGUCCGAAAGAAAACUCCGACUCUCGGAUAGAAAUAGCCGGUUCAUAGAAUUGUAUUUUUAAAGUUAUGUAAAAUUGAUGUUUUUUUUUUUAUUAUUUAUAUGAAAGUAUUUGUAAAGUGAAA
This is a messenger RNA of Melitaea cinxia (Glanville fritillary), 792 nucleotides long. RefSeq names its product N-alpha-acetyltransferase 40 (gene Naa40). The transcript is spliced from 5 exons. Gene Ontology annotation, cellular component: nucleus. Gene Ontology annotation, molecular function: protein N-terminal-serine acetyltransferase activity; histone H2A acetyltransferase activity; histone H4 acetyltransferase activity. The record is from RefSeq and is a predicted model, not a curated record. NCBI's taxonomy places the organism in Eukaryota, Metazoa, Arthropoda, Insecta, Lepidoptera, Nymphalidae. The coding region runs from base 1 to 717 and encodes 238 amino acids.